AACCGAGCUGCGUUCAAAGACGGGGAUUAAACUCGUUUAUUUUAUGUUCAAGGCAUAAAAGCAACACAGUUGGCUGAAAAGGAAGAUGACCGGUGUGAAAUAUUAUAUUACUAACAAUGCAAACUAUAUUAUAAGUAAUGCAAGUAUGACACAGCCAUUAGUUUAACCUCUACAUGAUCAAAAGGCAACAUUUUAUUGUAAUCCAAAUCAUUAUUUACUCAUUUGAUUUCAUUCACAUUAAACAUAUGCCUAUAAAAAAAGUACAAAAGACACUGUUUCCCACUUUAACGCAUAUUGUGUAGUCGGGGUCUAGUGGUUUUGUAUUAUCAAUGUACAGUCUUUAAAUUCCUUGUUUCGAAGGACUUUGAAAGCGCCUUCAUCUCCCAUUGAACGGUUUCCCCGUGAGCCCAAUAUGGCCGACACUCAGAUUGAUCAGAAUAUUUGGCACCAAAGGUCACCAGUUUUACUGGAUUGUACUUUUCUUGUAUGUAUUAUUUGGGGAUACGAGUUUGGAUUGUGCCUUUAUGCGUAAAUGUGGCUUUGGGCAUACACUGCAUGCUGUAACACAAACUGAGGGGACUGAUUUGAACCUUGGACUGAAAACCUAAAUUAUGCAGACCUCUGGCGCCCCCUAGGUGUAAUGUUGUGCAAGGUACAUGUUCUUUUCUCAACGGCGAGAUGUUCUUAGCCGAGUCAGUUUUUUCAUUCAGCGGCCUGAGGCAAAAUGGGUGAAUAAAUCGUUUCUAAAGGUUUAGCACUGCAUUUUAAACCGCACAAUAUGUAAAAAAAAAAUAAAAAAAUAAGGCAAAUGGUUUCUUGCUGAAUCUAUAUCUGACUGAGGCAAACACAUAUUGUGGAAUCACUGUGAAGUAAAGACCAUCACUCAGUCAUCAUUCAGUAUACCUACAUCCAACACUUUGCUGACAAAUGUUAACUCAUUUUUGUCUUUGUAACUUCUGGUCAUAAUACUAUAAUUUUAAUUUAAUAAUGUCUUAUUGUAUGUAACAAUGUAAUCUUACAAUAGACUAUGGCUUCAGAUUUUUUGGUUAAUGUGUCUUGUUUAGAAACGGCAAGCAGUGGUAAAGAAACGGUUUCAUAAGACAUCAGGGCUUUGGGGCAUUAAUCUUAAGGCUGAAUUUACAAACUCAGUACAGACACAAGAAGGACACAGAGGGACAUAAAUGUUUCUUCUUUCAUGUUUUAUGGCUUAAGGACGUUGAAUAGCUAGUGCAGAGAUAUAUUCUUGCCUGGUCUAUAAAUAGUCCAAGAUGCUGAUGCGACAGGAUGUGAAAUGCCAAAUUGUUGCGAUAAUUUCAUUAGUUUUGAAAGUCAUAAGCGACCCAACUACAGAUUUCAAAGUUAUCUCAACCUUUAUAUUUUGAUUGGGGGCAUUAUCCAUAAUCGCAUGGCUUUCGAGCAAUUAGAUUUCCAGACUCUCUAAUGACCAAAGGGAGGCCGUGUGUGACUCAUGCUUCCCCCCUUCUCGUGCGCACUGCUGACUGGACAGUGCGCUCGCAGUUCCGCACGCUGUCCUCUUGGUGGCGCCGUGUGCACAUCCUUCAACGCUCUUGCCUCGUCUACCUGGCUGUCGCACCAUUAGCAGUCUUCUCCAGCACAUAUGGGCUUUAAGUUGUGCUCCAAGCUGGAAUCACGCCCCACAAAACUGGAGUUGUGGAUAGGCCCAGGAGGCUGUGACUGGCUCCGUUCGUCAUAUUGCGUCAGAGUAAACAAAAACGCUGACGUGAAUUAAAAAAUAAAUAAAUAAAAAAAAAUCAAGUGCUUGGUGAGAUAUAUGUCUGAUUCAACUGUGGGUAGCAGCACACGAUGUCCUGCGUUUUUAAUUAUCAUAGGCAUCCCUUCAACAUUUAUGGACAUUUAGAUCCAUGCAAAGUGUCCAAAAAACUUCCACUCAUUUUGGACGCGCUCUCUUUCCCUUCUCUUUUCACUCCUUUUCCACGCGUUUAAAGCCAAGUUCGCGCAGUGCUGCUUCACUUAAUUGGCCUUAUUAAUAUACAGUAAUGAGCUCCUCGAUGCAAGAAAGCAGCUAAGAACAAGGACAGUUUUGGUACUUUAAUUUUCUAAAAUAAGGCUUCCCCGGGCCUUGCUGUUACUGCUUCAAACCCUAUUCAUAUAACAAAAAGUUUGCCAUUCUGUAGCUAUAUUUCGUUCAGACAUUUCAUUUUAAACAUUUACAGUACAUAGAAAAUGAUUAAUUAACGCUGAGUAGAAAUGUGGCCUGCGUUAUUGCACCAAAUGACGCUUUGAGGAAACGCACCAGACGCACGGCCAUUAAAACGACAUUAAAAUGUACAACGCAAUGAUUGGAAAAGGAUAGAAAAGACAGAGAUGCGCUGCUGUGCAACCGGAGACGAGUCACUAGCAGCGGACAGCGUCAGUCCCUGGAGGCCUUGAACUUCUGAAGCCUGAUCCCUGUUAUGACAAAACCCAACCAAUCGUUUCCCAGCUUUGCCAUAAUCAUACGGGCCUAAUUGGACUCAUUGAUGACGCCAGCGCACAAAUUGAUUGGUAAUGGCCCUCGCAUAACAGCGGUGUGCGUCUCUGCGGUUCAAAAGAGUAAAGUUUGGGUUGAAAAACUUGAAAGAAAAGAAAGAAAAGAGGGGGAUGGGUGGGAGCUUAUAGAUGCAGGCAGGUGGGAUAGGGUCUGACGAGGAACUGUACUAUUAUAUUCCGGGAGGGAGGCAUGAUGACGUCUACUGCAUCCUUAAUGUGACUUAUCGGGGGAGGGCGGAGGGGAGAUAAAAAUCCAAGGCAAUCACAGCACAGGACAAAAGUUUCGAGCGAGCGAUAUGAAGACGCACGCGACAAGAGCAGGGCGCUUUUGGUGACUUUUUCGGGAGACGUUUUAUUCUUCUUCUCCAACGUGCGCGCAAUUGUCUCCUCUUUUUCUUUCUUUCUUUCACUGACCGAGUCCAAAGUGAGAUAGACGCGGAACAGAGGGGAACAUAAAGCAGAGUCAACGCGGAGACGGCGCUCCAGCCAAGGGGAGAUAGAAGUGCUCUCUCGACAGACACGCCCGGACCCUGCCUUCCCUCUUCCUCCCACAUCCUCUGCCUCCCUUCCAGUAACAGCAGCAGCAGCAGCAGCAGCAGCAGCAGCCAGUAGAAGCACCGCGCGCCACCGGUUCUCCCUUUCUUCUUGAAAUAGCAUGGCCAGUUCGAGUAAAGCCACUUUAAUCUUACUCAUCUACGGAAUCUUAGUGCACUACAGCGUCUUCUGCACACCCCUUGGACUAAGUUACCCUAAAAUCAGACUUGACAACGACGCCUUCGAUGAAGACGGCAACACAUUACCGGACAUGGGUUUUGACACGGACCAAAUAGCGAUACGUAGCCCGGACGAAUCGUAUACCCUGUACUACCCACCAGACAAGAGAUCAGAAAGGCAUGCUGAGGAGGAAUUAGAUAGAGCCUUGAGGGACAUCCUGGGUCAGUUAACAGCGAGACAUUAUCUGCAUUCGCUGAUGACAAUACGCGCAGGCGAGGACAACAGCGUGGAGGACGAGUCGGAGCCCCUUUCCAAGAGACACUCGGAUGGCAUCUUCACCGACAGCUACAGCCGCUAUAGGAAGCAAAUGGCCGUGCAGAAAUACCUGGCAGCGGUUCUGGGCAGAAGGUACAGACAGAGAGUUAGGAACAAGGGACGGCGGGGGCUGGCCUAUUUGUAGCGUCUUUUUUUGCGAGAACGCGCCCCAAACUGCCCAACUGUGUAAAUACAUCGAGUCGUUAUAAAAUUCAUCCACCUAUAUCUGCCAACCAGUGGAUUGCGCCUGUGUUCUUUCAACAUGUAUUUAUGUAUGAAGUAAAGCCAUUAAAAUCAAUAUUUUAUUAAUAAUAUCGUUUUUUUUUCUUUUUGUACUGAAGCACUUCUUGAGACAUAACCUACACAGUUGUGGACCAAUAUUUUAUUUUCAUGUCAAGAUGUUAAAGAAAAUGAGAAAAAAGCUUAAAAAGAAAAGAGAUUUAAAUGUGCACCUUCAACAUUAUGCGCUUGAAAUCUUUAAAAGUCAUCUACAUAUGCAGAAAAUAAAUAGAUUUUAAAAGACAAUCAAAGUAUUGAAUGUUAUACUUAUUUUUGUAAGCUAUUUUUUUAGUGUUGUUUAUUUUGUUUUCGAACAGGCCCAAAGAAGCAGUGAGCAUGCUCUGUAAACCGAGGCUUAUCCUAUAUAAAUUCUAAAUGUUUUACACCGGACUGGUGAGCUAUGUGACAUUGAUGUAUGGCCUCAUUUGGUGGCAAAAAUAGAAAAGAAAAAAAAAAAUUGCCUAAUCUUUAAAACCGUCAUUGUGGAGGCAUGUGUUACAGAGAUGUGCUCACUUGCCUCAAAAAAGUGUACGAAAAAUGCAUCCAUAAAGAGAGUUGUGUUUAUUGUGUACAGACGAGGAAAACUACAAUUCCCAGUGUUGCCUGCUCAGUCCACAGUUUCAUUCAGAAAAAUGGGGGCAAACUGUUGAGUGCAGGCUGCACCAGACCGACAUAGACAAGAGGACUAUUAUAUCGGCUUCUUCAUCCUUAAUGGUGCAUGUAAAGGCUGAGUUUUGCUUUAAAAAUUGCAUGACACACGUGCUAUAUAGAGAUUUUUAUUUGGGCUUAUGCUUUAAGCCUCAUUUUGCACCACAGCUCCUCCUUCUCAAGUUAAGGAGCUUCAGUGUGGUGAUGACUGGUAUUGCACUGACUUGUUGACACUGGACGCCCUUAUCCUAUAUUUUUUUAACCUAAUUGCCUUUUGUCUCCUGUAGUCGUAGUAGUAGUAUUAGUAGUAGAAGCUAUUUGAUUUUAUUUUUCUCUCUUUUUGCUUCAAGAUGGCCGUGCUAGUUAUCAUAUAAAUACUUUUCUUUUCGGUUAGCCUAGACAGUGCCGUAGUUGGCUUUUGUGUUGGAUGUGUGUGGAGAGCGUGUCGUGAGGAUGUGAUAAAUAGAUGGGAAAUUCGUGAGGAAAGGAAGAAUUGAAGAAAAGAGUGGUGUAAGAGUUGAAGCCAUUGUGUGAUCAUUUAUGUAGAAGAGAAAGAGGUAGACUUGACAACUUGAGGGUCAAUGAGUCUGAAAGUGGAUGUCAGGCGUUGAAUUCCCUCACCUUUGUCAAUUGGAAGUUGGAGGCCAUCUACACGAGUGCAGUUUUGGUUCAGCACGUUGCAUCUUUUUGGCAUUAUUAGCACCUAAAGCUAAUAAUGAGCUUGCCUUCAUUGUAGUUUAUGCACUUUUUUAAAACAUAUUUUUGUAUUAAAAAUAUGUUUGGAUGAAUUUAGUUCUAUAUUUUCUGGCAGAAUUAUUAGUAACUGAAGCUAAUAAUCAACUUGCUUCUUAUGGUUUUAUUUUUCGUUACCAAAUUUCUUCGCAGAUAACUUCACAAAUCUAGCAGAUUCAUUCUUUUUUUUUUCUUUUGCUGCUCCUGCAUCCAAACUUAACCAAGCAUACAAGAUGGCUGAUAUGCUGCCACAUACUUGCCAUGCACAAUGCUUUUCUUAAUUUUUACUUUUUGUCCUUUGCCUUCUGACGUCACUACUGCAAAUCAUGCCUUCUCAAUGAUUUGCAUAUUCAUUUAGCAUAUUUUUUAUGCUAAAUGCCCUUUUUGCUCAUGCUUCAUUCUAAUUAAACUAUUCUUUUUCCUUUUUAAGUGCUAUGUACAAAAAUAUUAAAGUACAAAAUUGCAUUAGUGUGGACAAAGCCUAUAAGAUUGCUUCCUUAAUGGCAUAGAGCCUGUCUUAGUUGUAGGUUGUGUUAUUUUAAAUGCUGAUUUGAAAUAGAUGCGCUUUAGUGUAGAUAUUGCUGACUGUAAGAAAAGACUAAACGGAUUUUCACAGCCCUCCAGCCCAGAGAGACCUACGUAUUGACUUUUAUUAGACCAAUAUCUUAUGAAUUUAUUCCAUAUUAUGCAAAUGGCGUUUUAUGCAUCCCUUGCAAUCCAAUCUCUGGCCUGCAUCCUUCUUUUUUCAUACAAAACUAUAAAUAUGUUGUCAAAUUGGGCUUUUCUUCCUACAGGCUUUGUGCGAGAGUGGUAUCAAUGUAGGUGUUUUGCAAAUAUCUGUAUCCGUGUGUUUGUUUGUGUGAAUGAGGAUCAAAACGUGGAGGUGGUGGAAACAGCUUUUGGCUUCGGUGCCUUGCUUUCGACGUGAGAAAAAAAAUGUACAAAAAAUGAAAAAAAAAAAAAAAUCGCCACAAGUGACAGAUGGCAAUUUUAGUGGCCCUACGAUGCUGCAGUCCAUGAGCUUACAUUCAAACGUCCUUUUUUAAUGUUGAAUUGCUUGGCUUGGUCCACCCCAACAGUAGUAGUAAUUAGGCUUUCUUUUUAAAGCAUGGCCAAUACUUUAUAGUGAGUAAAAUAUUAUUAAAAUGGCUAGAAUGUAUAUGUUGAAGGAGCAGGCAAUGUAUGUGUGUGCAUGGGGUGUUCAGUGUCUGUGGGAGUUGUGAACAAACACCAGUGGUAUUAUAAAUGUUGACUAUAUGAGGUGUUGUUUCUUUGAUAUUGGUCAGUACAUUUUAAAGAAAUUAGCCCCUUAUAUAACUUAUACUUUCUCAUGUACAUCACUAUCCAAAAGUACAAGGGUUACAGAACCAUGACGGAGAUGUUGUUCCGCUCAUAGAAAAUGCCUGUUGUUGAUAUUUCUGAAAGCGCCAAACGCCUUACUUUAAAUGUUGACUCUUCUCUUCUCUAUCUGCAAAACUCUGUGUUUUCAAAGUGAACCUUAGUACAAGUGGCAUCGUUCUACACACAGGAAUCCUUUAUGGGGUUUUACGUUUCUCAAUGUCAUGAAGUGUUGUAAGAUUUGUAUGAAUAAAUUUUUGUAAACAACA
This is a messenger RNA of Boleophthalmus pectinirostris (great blue-spotted mudskipper), 6806 nucleotides long. It is a transcript of the gene adcyap1b, whose product is annotated as adenylate cyclase activating polypeptide 1b. The transcript has 5 exons. Gene Ontology annotation, cellular component: neuron projection; perikaryon; extracellular region. Lineage: Eukaryota; Metazoa; Chordata; Actinopteri; Gobiiformes; Gobiidae. Gene Ontology annotation, biological process: positive regulation of ERK1 and ERK2 cascade; positive regulation of protein kinase activity; positive regulation of GTPase activity. Gene Ontology annotation, molecular function: neuropeptide hormone activity; peptide hormone receptor binding; pituitary adenylate cyclase activating polypeptide activity. The record is from RefSeq and is a predicted model, not a curated record. Bases 3167 to 3685 code for a protein of 172 amino acids.